Caenorhabditis auriculariae is the source of this 7987-nucleotide messenger RNA. NCBI's taxonomy places the organism in Eukaryota, Metazoa, Nematoda, Chromadorea, Rhabditida, Rhabditidae. The record is from the annotation of a GenBank genome assembly.
AUGUUAUCGGAUCACUCGGCGGCAGUCACUCCGAGUGCUUCCAGCGCGCACCAUUUCUCCUUCGAGAACACCUCCGAUUACCCCGUCGUCGAGCUUCCGCCCAAGCACGACCCGGAGAAUCCCUUCAGCGUUGCCCUCCAUUCUCCUUCAGGUCCUUUUUUUUGAUCUUUUAUCAAUUGGAUGCCGUGACAAAAUCAACUCGCAAGCUGAGAGAGGAAUUUGAAAAUGAAAGUCGAUUGAAAAAGUUUGAAAAGUUUUCAGUAAUUUUCUUUACUUCUAUUCUGAUAUUUCUAUGUGGAUCAAAGUGAACUUGUACGACUCAAUUCAUUUCGAACACAACAUGGCAACUAAUACGAUUAUAAAAUUAUAUAUCUGAAAAAAAAAUUUGGUUAUCUAAUUGUGAGUCAAUGCUUACUUAAAGACAUAUAGGCAGUAAAAUAACGGGGUUUGAGAGGAAAGCAGUACCGUUUAGAGCUUUUUGUUACGAAAUAUCUCGAUCUUAUUUCAUUUGUCUUGAGCCCCGUUUUUUACUGCCCAUACGCCUUGGGAAUAGAGUAAAUUUUGCACUGAUGUUCCCAGAUUUGCAUAAUCGAGAGGAGAGGUUCCCUGAAAAAUGAAAUUUCCACGUCAAAACUCCCCUUGUUUUCCCUCUUUCAGUCCCAUGAAUGCGACCUUUUUCAACUGUGACACUUUCGAGUCAUGACAAAAAUUGAAGGAUUUUUAAAAGUUUAAAAACAAAGUCAAGUUUAUAUAUUUUUUUUCUUUUCUCAACAGUUAUAUUCACUAAGUCCUUGUCUUUGGUGCUGAACUAACCUUCCAGCACUCCCGUCGCCACCAAGGAAGCAAAAGAACGUGGAACGCACGCCGACGCCAACCGCCAAUGAAGACAUGAGCCUCGAGAUCCAGCCGAGCCAGAAAUCCUCGCGCCACACCGACGUUCCGCCGCCUCUCGUCGCAAAUCUCAUCGCAACGGUUUUUUUCGUGUUUUUUCUACAUGUUCUUUUAACCUUUCAAUGUCCAUGUCUUUUUUUUUCAAUAUUCAAAUGAAAAUGCUUUUGCGUAUUUAGUGUUUUUAAGCAUAGUCUUCACUUUGACUCACUAGAUGUCUUUAAAUCUCUCGUAGAAAGUCAGAAUCACGUUCUUCUGAUAGAGUUUCUACUGAGCUUUCAAUGUAUGAUGACAGCCAUCUCUUUUUUUCUCUUUGUCCAGUUUAUAAUUUUGACUUCUUCUGAGAUUGGAAAGGCAUCUCAGUUCAAAGAUGAUUAUUUUCAAAUAAGCCUACUCACUGGAGCUUUUUUUGUUCCGAGUUUGAAUUUUAAAAAAAAAGGAAAAAUUUUAUACGCUUUUUUUCAUGACGAUAAUGUUUUCUGAUUCGACAAGAUAAUAAUUCUUUGAAGGAAAUCCUAUCCUUUGAAAUGCGAUGUUCUUUUAGAUUUUAAGUUGACGAUGAAGAACCUGCCCUUUUUUUUUAGCUUGUCACAAUUUGAAUUUGAUUAUUUUCUUGAAAGACCUCUAUUUGAAAGUGUCGAUCCACCCACAGAUCAUCUAGUUUUACAGAAAAACAUGAACAUAGUGGAGCGGCUUCGGGUGAAGCUUCAGAUCGGCAACGAGCUGAUGAGAGCUACUCUGGCUGAAUGCUUCUGCACGGGCUUCCUCAUUGUGAGUUUCUUCUGGAAUGACGAGUUCACGAUCACGUUCAGUUUGGCGGUGAGUGCACCAACGCGCAGUUCGUGCUUUCUCAGCGGAAGAACAACGAAUUCAUUUGCGUGACCAUUGGCUGGGCUUUUUCUCUUGUGAUUGCCGUCACGAUGGGCGCUCGGAUUUCAGGUUUGCUGAUUCUAUCCAUUUGGCAUGACAUGUAAAAUUUCCCCUGGACAUUACAUUUGGAAAGACAGAACGAGCUAAAAGAAAAAAGAUCAAAGAAAUUUUUCAUAUAAAUUCGAUUUUUUCGAGUGUUUCUCGCACGAUGUAAAAUUUUAUAAAUUGCUAAGAAUUCUUUUUUUCUCGGCUUUUCCCAAGUUUAGAAAGGAUCAUAUUCUGUAAAUAAUGUUUGUUGCUGUGUUUGAGAGUAUAUACACAAAAGUGGUCUCUAAAGAUCUGAGGAAGUGUUUUUUGAAAGGAAGGUUUUCAAUUUUCUGGUGUUUCAUGGGCUUCAGAAAAAGAAUUAACUGAUUUUCUUUUGUACAAUAUAUCAAUUGAUCAACUGUUCGUAAGUGAAGUUUAAGGAGCGCAUCUCAACCCAGCUGUGUCAUUUUUCCAGUUAACUCAAGGAAAGAUUCCCCCGAUUCGGUGAGCCUGAAAACGUUCCCAAAAAGACAUGUUGUUCAGAUUUGUCAUGUUUGUUAUUGCCCAGAACGUGGGAGCCUUCUUCGGCGCCAUGUUCACUUUCAUGGUUUACUACGGCAAGUUGCUUCUUUCUUCUGAGAAACGUCUUUUGAUGCGCAACUUAUGAAUGUGGAAUGAGUGAGGAAGACUGAUGAUGUUCAGACGCGAUCGACGCGUUUGAUAAAGGGGUCCGGAAUGUCUCAGGACCUGCGGCCACGGCCAGCAUAUUUGCCACUUAUCCCGGUCCUCAUUUGUCCACUUUUGGGGGUGUCAUUGACCAGGUCACUACUUUUUCCUUUUCAAGCGGUAAAUUGGCUCCAGGUGGUCGGAACGAUGGUGCUCUGCAUGGGAAUCGCGGCGAUCGUAGACCGGCGCAACCGGAUUCCUCCCUUCCUGCAGCCCGCCUUUCUUGGCUGUCUGCUCGCCUUGAUCGGGAUGUCUCUCUGUUUGAAUGCUGGUAGGAGAAGUUGGUGAUAGCGACUGACGAAGCCUUCUCUUAGGUUAUGCCAUCAACCCGGCACGCGACUUCGCUCCGAGGCUCUUCACCCUUAUGGCCGGCUACGGAUGGAGAGUUUUCAGGUUUUUUUUAAUUCUAUGAGAAAAUGAUGUCGUAGAAAGAAUUAUGAGCUGAGCUGAACUGUUGGACAAUGGAACAGAUAAAAGCGUAUUUAGGAAAAAAUAGAGAGCAGCACUUAAAUUAAAAUUUUUGAAUUUUUGGGUGCUUUGGGCUUUUACAAUGGACCACAUUUUUUUCCUUAUCGGGCUCCUUCAAACUUUUCUUAGUCAACAGCUAAUUCGAACUCCCUUCGAAAAAUGUUUUUUUAAUAAUUAUUAACUUUAAUGAGGAAAGCAGAAGCUCAAGAUUUAUUGAAAUUCAUUUGAGCGCUCAUCAAGGAAGGUCAGUUCAAAGUAAAAUUUUCUGGACUCAUUAGGAGUUAAAAAGUAGGAAAGGUUUUGAAAGUCUAAACUUGCCAAAAAGUUUCCAGUUUUCAAAAGUGCAGACAGAAUCUUCACAGAGAGUAUCAUUAACUUUUUGUCAUUUUCAAAAUCUUUUAAAACGAUUUUAUCAAUAAAAUGAUCUUCGUUGCUUGUCUGCUCGAGAAAACUCGUUUUUCUUUGCUUUUCACCGAAGUUGAGUUUCACAAAAAAAAACCUGCUUUUUUCUUGAAGCUAUCGAAACUACAAGUGGUUCUGGAUCCCGAUCAUUUGUCCCAUGAUCGGAGCCCUACUUGGCGCGUGGCUCUACGAGUUCUUCAUCGGUUUCCACAUUCCCGACGAUCCGGAGACCACCUUCAUCCACAAAGUUUGGGCCUUUGUCCAUGCCGCCAGUGACAGAUGAUGUUGCAGAUCCUCGACGAUAGGAAUCCCGACGGACAAAUUCGCGAAGUCCAUGUCGUCGAGAAAAAACCGUUCGUUUCCGCUUUUCUUCAUUUUCCUCUCGGAAAGCUUCGAACUCAAAAAUAUUUCCUUCAUCUUGGCAUAAAACCAUUUUUCAGACUAAGCGAGGUCGUGGCGAACGACGAGCCGACUUCCUACCGAAACAUGUAGAGGAAGUGUGGAAAAUCGAGAACUUCCAGUCUCAGUUCAAGGAAAUGAGACCAGUACCCCAAGAUUUUUAGAGCCCGUGCCUAAUAAAAUUUCCUUUUUUUCUCGGUUUUGCUCGUUUUUUUUUCUGAACGGCAUUCAUACUCAUGAAUAGUUUUUUCAUCACAAAAGAAAGUUCAAACCUUGGAAUGUUGGUAUAUCACAAGUCAGGAACGUCUCAACUUGGUUUUUGGUCGAACCCGUCGCUGAUUGGCUAUAUUUAGAGAGAAUCACUUUUCAAAGUAAUCGAUAAAAAUGUUGAAAAUUUACACUCUGCUCAACAAAAACGAGAAGUGCUGUCGAAGAGAAUCAGAAGCAAUUUAUUAGCAACUCGUACGUUGAAUAAAUGUUGAAGCGGUCCCAAAGCGUCCGGCGUGAUUCAUGAGCGGUACGGAGAGCCGCUCCCAAGAGACCACUUGAGGGCGAUUCUCGCGCUGCAGACUCGCCACAAUCGGCUCUGCCCUUUGCCCUUGAUGCUGUCGCCUUCCAACGUUCCGGACAGACCUUUUUCCAGAGUCAAUCGACUGCGUCAGUCCUUCCGCGACAAGGUUUUUCGACUUGAACUUGAUUUUAUGAAUUAUGUAAUUCUAACUAGAAACAGUUUCUAAUAAAAAAUAAAAAGGAAAUUUGAAAGUUUCUUCAUGGUAUUUAUUUAUUCUCAUCGUUUCAUUUUUCGGUCUUGAAUUAUUGAUUGAACAGGCGCAACUUGUGAAGGACGACGUUAGACAGGGACUUCAGAGGGUCCGAAAGACGCCUCGAUGGCUCAGGAUUCUUCGCAAGGUUAGUCUUCUUCUGUUUAUAAGUUUGAUAUAAUCAAAGUACUUCUAGAUUUAUCACGACUACGGUCUGAAACACGUUUGUCUGAUCUCUCUACUCGUCCUUUAUCAAUUUAUCGGCGCCGGAAUCUUUUAUUUCUGUGAGGCCGGCUACGAUGAGGACAAGGAGAAGCUCUGGAAAGCUAGGUAUUUCCUGUGAAGUUAAUGAAAAGUUUUAUGGAUUCUCAAUCAGGAUAUCAUCCAAUCGUACCAAUUUUGUCAAUGAAAUCGUUCCGAAGCUUUUUAACAAUACUCGAUAUUUAUUCUUCUUGUCAGAUGAGCAGACAAAUGAGGUGAUUUCUCGGGCAUAGAAUGAGCAAUUUCUUUUUCGAGAUUCAGGUAUCAGAGGUUCUGCACGAAAUGGUCGAAAACUACGAAACGCAAUUGGGAAUCAAAUACACAGACCAAAAGAUCAAAUGGGACUUUUGGAACGCGAUGCUCUACGCGCAGGUUUUGACUAGCUUUCUUGGGUUUUUAUAAGUCUAGAUUUCGAGGGAAAGUUUAUUGAAUAUUGUUGAAAAAUUGUCUAUCUUGACGUCACCUUUUUCGGACUUAUUUUGACUUUCCACCCGCAAAAACUCACAAAAAAAUGAGUUGAAGCGAGAAUCGACCGAAGCAAGUAUUCCUUUGAAAAUCUAGACUUCCGAAGAGACUUCUGGAUACUUUUUAUCAAUCCUAUCAAAUUCGUGUUUCAGACGAUUUGUACUACAAUUGGCUAUGGACAUUUGUACCCUUCAACGGUACCUGGAAGACUUUUCACGAUGGUUUAUGCCAUUUUCGGCAUACCAUUGGUUCUUUCCAUUUUAGACGACCUCGGUUCGUUACUUUUCGAUUCAACACCCUCGAGCUAGAAAGCGCCCACAUUCAUGACAAAUCCCAGCUUCCGCUGGUGGUAAUGAUAAAUGAAUGGCGUCGAGAAGUUCACUUCGUUCCCAACGUCCCCAGGGACUCGAAAAUGUUUUUUCUUGGCUCGUUUAAAGAGAGUUAUGCACUGCGGAAUGACUUGUUUUGUAGGGAAACUUCUGACGCGUUGUUUGAAAACGCCGUGGUGGCUUCUGAAGUGCGCCUGCAGAAGGGCGUUCCGUUACUGUACGAAGCAGACUUUGGCCGAGAUCCGCAAGCUGGACGACGAUGAUCGUCGAGGUUAUUCACAGAUGAAAAAAUAAUUCCUUUGAGAGAAUUAUAAAAAAAAGCCCACAAAAAAUUUGUUCUAAAGAAUAAUGCUUGUUAUGAUUGUCAAUGCACAGGAAUAUUCCAAGACUCGAAAUAAUUGGGAAAACAAAUUUCUGCCUUGAGAUCUUCAUAUAGCUUAUCGACAAGAUAACCUGAUCAAAUUUUAAAAGUUGAAAAUUGCAAGUUUCAAACCUAACUCUAAUAAACGCAAACUUUCUCAAAAAAUUUCCGGACACAAAAAAAAGAAAUAUUGCAGACCUCGAAAUUUUCGACUUGCCCAUUCCGAUUGCAAUUUUCGUCGUCGUAGCCUGGAUCUUCAUUUGCUCGGCGACUUUUUGCAUUUGGGAGAGUGACUGGGACUAUUUCGUCGCUUUUUACUUUUUCUUCAUCUCUCUCAGGUUUUUAUUAUCGAAUUUUAUUUUUGCAAAAGUUUGAGUAUACAAAAUUUCGAAUGACUCAAAUAAUAAUAUAAUUUUUCGCGCUAUAAUCAACUUUUUUUAGGCUUGAAAAUGACUAAAUAACAGCUUGAGAUGUUAAAAAAAUUUUUUUAACCGACAAAGAUCUUCAAGCAUAAUUUUUUGUGUCGGUUAAAUUAUUGAAAACUGUGAAAAAAUGAUAUGCUAUACUUUUCAAAAGAUACAUUCAAUAAAUCGAUUUACAGUACGAUCGGCCUUGGAGACAUAACUCCGACGCAGCCAAAAUACCUUCUCAUGCUUUUCAUCUACAUCAUCAUCGGACUGUCCCUUGUUUCAAUGUGUAUCAAUUUGAUACAGGUGCUUUUGAAUGUUUUCUUUGAGUGAAGUGAAAAGUUCAGGCCAAAUUGGAAAGAACUUACGAUGCAGGAAGAGUCAUCGAAAUAAUGAGUAUUGAUCAUGGGACCGCCGCUUUGGUGGUACCUGCUGGGGCGGACAUUCGGAGACGUGGCAGCAGUUUAGGUAAGAUAGGAGUCAAGCUCAAGAAGUUUAUCGUUUCAGGAAUUUUCCGCUCGUCGUCUUCUGUUCAUUCCCUAACAAGGGAAGCCGUUCAGGUGAAUUCAACACGAGUAAACUCUAUUUUAUAUUUCUGCAGAGCGCGCUCGUCUCUAGGAAAAAGUCCAAUAAAACGGUGCAAACGGUUCUGUCGUUUCCUUCGAGCUGCACGUCCAUUUCGAGAACCGUCACCAGCUCGAGGUGACCCUAAAGUCGAACCUUCUCCAAGUUUUCGAAUCAGAUUGAAGUUUUUGCCGCGAACUUUAUCCAUCGAUGACGUCAUGCGCAUGGUCGACACAGAAGACGGCGAUAUUUUAGUGGGAAAAGCUGCCAGAUAAGGGGAAUAACCAAUUUUUGUAGGUUCUAACGGAUUUGAUUCGGGAAGAGAGCACUUUGAGCCAGAUCUCGAAAAACUCGAUGAGCAGCGAUGGGAGUAGUAGUCAGGUGACCGUAACGUAUACUAGAAACAAGAAAGUGAAUUAUUAGAUCGUCGUAUCGAAAUCCUUCGAUGCGAAUUUCACACCGACUCCCGCCAAUCGCGUCCAUAUAGCUACAUCGCAUUCAGAUCCUUGUGAGCGUUUCUUUUUUUUUUAUUAUGAGUCAUUUCUGUAACUAGCUUAUUUCUUUAAAAAAGCUGACGAUGAACUGAGUGAAACAAAAUGGAUUUUGACACGAUUAUUUUUGAUAACAAAUAACGAAAUGAGAUCACAUUUACUCGGCUCCCUACAAGAAAACAAUUAAGCGACAGCGUCAACGAUUCCCGCAAAUCUGACCGUCCGGGACAUAGAAGAGCUGGAGGAGCUCGAGGACCGGAUAGCCCUGGGUCAGACCUCGUCCUCCUUGGCGAACACGGUGCACUUCCGAUCGCGACUGUCGCUGAUCCCAGAACAACUGCCGUCGACGGUGGAAGAAGGCGAGGAGCCCAGCGAGGAGAGCAAUCCGCUGUCUCCCGACGAGAACAUCGAACCCAACAACAAGUCCUGUCCCUAUUCUCUCCCCCAUAACUGUUCUCUUUCCAGGAGACGAGGUCUUCAAACAGUCUUCGGCGGCUUCUUUUCUCGCAAAAAAUCUGAGCCUCUGCCGGAGAAGUUGGAAGAAAACGACAUAUCAACGUCAUCAUGA